This is a messenger RNA of Naumovozyma dairenensis CBS 421, 1119 nucleotides long. It is a transcript of the gene SDS22, whose product is annotated as type 1 protein phosphatase-activating protein SDS22. NCBI's taxonomy places the organism in Eukaryota, Fungi, Ascomycota, Saccharomycetes, Saccharomycetales, Saccharomycetaceae. The transcript has a single exon. The record is from RefSeq and is a predicted model, not a curated record. Bases 1 to 1119 code for a protein of 372 amino acids. Gene Ontology annotation, molecular function: protein binding.
AUGUCAACUUCACAAGAUAAAGAUAUUACACCAACAGCAGCACACUUCGAGGCUGAACAAGAUCAAGAUCAAGAACAGGACGUUACUAAUGUAACUUCAUCUCCAAGUCAGACGCCGCCCAUAACAGAUACAGCUCCCACCACAACGUCACAGGGGAUGCAAGUUAUUGAAGAUGAACAUCCUGAAUUCAUUACUGCAGAUUCCGACUUAACCACGGAUUUACCCGAAGACAUCGACGUAAUUGACUUGAUCCAUUUGAAAAUUAGAUCUUUAGAAGAAUUGAACCUUUAUAGAUUUAAAGAAUUGACUCAAUUAUGUUUGAGACAAAACUUAAUAGAAAGUAUAUCUGAAGUAGAAGUGUUACCUCACGAUAAGAUCACCGAUUUGGAUUUUUAUGAUAAUAGAAUCAAACAUAUCUCAAGUAAUGUUAAUUAUUUGACAAAUUUGAAGAAUUUAGAUUUGUCCUUUAAUAAGAUUAAGAAUAUCAAAAAUAUAGAUAAAUUGAUUAAUUUAGAAAAUUUAUAUUUUGUUCAAAAUAAAAUAUCCAAAAUUGAAAACCUUUCCACUUUGAAAAAUUUGAAGAAUUUGGAACUAGGUGGGAAUAGACUUCAAGAACUGGAGAAGGAUGCAUUUGUUGGAUUAGAAAAUUUACAAGAAAUUUGGCUAGGUAAAAAUGCAAUUCCAAAAUUAGUCAAUUUGAGUCCACUUAAAAAUUUGAAGAUUCUUUCUAUUCAAGCUAAUAGAUUGAAGAAAAUUGAAGGUUUAGAAGAAUUGACCAACUUGGAGGAACUAUACGUAUCCAAUAACUUUAUAAGUAAACUUGAAGGGUUAGAAAAUAAUAAGAAAUUGACUAUAUUAGAUAUCACUGCGAAUAAAAUUACCAAGAUUGAAAAUAUAAGUCAUUUGAAACAACUGACUGACCUUUGGGCUUCAUUUAAUAAAAUAGAUCAAUCUUUUCAAUCAUUGGGAGAAGAAAUGACAGAUUUACCUGUAUUUGAGACAAUAUAUUUGGAAGGUAAUCCAAUUCAAUUACAAAAUGAAACAUCAUAUAGAAGAAAGUUAAUCCUCACUCUAGGUCCGUCAUUACAGAAGAUCGAUGCUACUUUCAUUCGUGGUUGA